Eremothecium gossypii ATCC 10895 is the source of this 858-nucleotide messenger RNA. It is a transcript of the gene YNG2, whose product is annotated as histone acetyltransferase YNG2. Gene Ontology annotation, biological process: regulation of DNA-templated transcription. Bases 1 to 858 code for a protein of 285 amino acids. The record is from RefSeq and is marked provisional. The transcript has a single exon. Gene Ontology annotation, cellular component: Rpd3L-Expanded complex; Rpd3L complex; nucleus. NCBI's taxonomy places the organism in Eukaryota, Fungi, Ascomycota, Saccharomycetes, Saccharomycetales, Saccharomycetaceae.
AUGAGCUUCGAGAGACCGCAAGAUCCCUCCAGUGCACUGGAACAGGCUACGCAGGAUGUGUCGAACUUGAAGUCGGAGUCUCGCUUUUUGCUUGAGGAGAUACGGGCGUCAGACCUGGAGUUCUAUGAAUCCAAGAAAAGGUUUCUGAACAAGGACACCCAGAUUCACAAGUUUAUCAAGCAGCAUGGGUCGCUGGUGGACAAUCCAAAAGAGGCAGAGUUCCAGGAGCGCAUAAAAGAGGACCUGGAGCGCUGCCACCAGCUGCAGGUGGACAAAUGCACGGUAGCGAACUCGCUGCUCUACAUGGUGACCAAGCACCUCAAGAAGGUGCAGGCCAACAUAGAGGCGCUGGAAGAGGACGGGCUGCUGGCGCCGCUGGAGGAUGACGCGGUGGAGCUUGCCAACGAGCUCUCGCGCGAGAGCUCCGUGCUCUCCUCCGGGACGUCCCUGGAGCGGCGCAAGCGUACGGUAGCGGCCGGAACGCUAUCUGCGGGUUCUUCGCUGCGCAAGAGGGUCAAGAAGGAGCGGGGGCGCUCGACACAGCGCGACGGCAUGCUCAGCGAGCCUCCCUCUGACGAGGCUAGCAGCCACGGCGCCAACUUCGCCGACGACCUGCAGGACUUUAACGACGAGCUCUUCUCGCUCAACCAACAGGAGGAGGACGACAAGCAGCUGUACUGCUUCUGCCAAAGUGUGUCCUACGGCGAGAUGGUCGCCUGCGAUGGGCCCAACUGCAAGUACGAGUGGUUCCACUACGGCUGCGUCAACCUCGACGAACCACCCAAGGGGCAGUGGUACUGCCCCGAGUGCCGCCAGGAGAUGGCUAAUCUGAAGCUUAAGAAGAAGAAACGCGUGUGA